Molecule: messenger RNA, 2127 nt
Organism: Dujonia railenensis
Lineage: Eukaryota; Fungi; Ascomycota; Pichiomycetes; Serinales; Debaryomycetaceae
Source: the annotation of a GenBank genome assembly
AUGAUGCAAGCAAGAGAUGAACUAGACUCUGCUCCAUCUAUCCUAGAACUCUUCCUGUCCGCAAAAAAAUUAUUACGAUUACAAACCCGAGUGGAAAACAGACAACUUAGGAAGGAAAACUCGAAGACGCAGAAGCUGCACAACGAUUCCGAAGAAACGACGUCCACCAGCAUGAAUGCAUUAGAUUUAUUGUCUCCCGUCUCUCUAGACGACUUGAAGAACAACAACAAACUUGGCAUAACGAAAUCGGUGACCAACUCAUCGACCACAACCGCGAAUGCCAACAGCUCAGUCAAGGCGUAUGUCACGCCCACCAGUAUGAACGACGACUCUCCUCCGGGCAGUAACUCCUCCAACAACAGCAGAAAUAAUUCCGAUACCCCCAACACCUCAGCAUCGUGGAGUUCUCAAAACCAACUCAAGAUACCCCAAAAGAAUACUCCCACCUCAUCUAAUACUACUAAUAAUAAUGAGUACAAUGACAGCAUAACCAAAUUGAAGGAAGAGCCUACGAGCCAGAACCAAACUAAAUCCAACUUGACGACAUCGAUAUUACAAGAACAACAGCAACAGCAACGACAACAACAACAGCACUUUAAUCCUAGGAGUAUCGACUCCCCCCGCAGUAAUAGUGACACUGCAUCCACGAUUUCUGGGCCUUCUAGUGGCACCUUAGGGAAUAGCGCAGCUGGCGAAUCUUCAACACCAACGGAAUGCCACAACUGUCAUACCCUAAAGACUCCACUUUGGAGAAAAGAUCCAGAGGGAAACACCCUUUGCAAUGCUUGUGGAUUGUUCCAAAAGCUUCAUGGAACAACCAGACCAUUAAGCUUAAAGACUGACAUUAUUAAGAAGAGAAACUCAAGAAGAUUACCUUCAAACACGAAAAUAACGCCAGGCUCAGUUGGGAACAACUCCCCAGGUGGUGCCUUUUCGUCACGUUCUAGGAAGAAUUCAUUUCAAGAUUUCUCUACGUCACUUCCAAAUAGAAAUCCAUAUAAUUACCCUAACGGGAUCCCCAUAUCUUCAUCAUCUUCAUCAUCAUACUAUGCGCAAAACGCUUUAUACAUGAACAAUGCCUCAUCAUUAAAUUCGCCUGCCAGAAUAAACAAUUCGGUGGGUAGCAAUAACAUUAACAUGAACAACAACCCUAACUUCAACAGCAACAGCAACAGCAACAGUAAUACAAAUAAUAAUAGCGUGGGCUCGAGGUAUAAGAAUGUGUUGAUUCUUCCGAAACCACAGGGCGGCGUUAGCACGCCAACGCUGUCGGCACAGCUGCCACAGAACAUUCUGCAAGCUCCCACACCAAGGUCAAUAGCAAUGAAAGGUAUACCAAUACCCAACGAACAUCACGAAUUGGGUGACCCUACCCUUUCAAUUUCUCCAUUUACUAAUGGAACCUCUACUGAUAAUAACAAAAGGAAGAAGGUUGAAACGGAUUUUUGCGAACCAUCGUCGUUUACUAGGAGGACUCCCUCUCAAGUCUCUCUCUCUUCUUACAGCAAGAGGGGAUCCACUACAUCAUUCCAAUCCAUGAGUUUAAGUAGAAGGACCUCUAAUGCAAAUUUCUCAAACUUGCAGAGGAAGAAUUCGGUGUUAGGGAACAUGAAUCAAGGUACUCCGCCAACAAACUCAUUAACACCAACUAACAUUGGGUUACUCAAUCAGAGGUUUUCUUCACAAACUGGAGGAUAUUUCGAAAGUAACGGUGCCAGAAACGGUGCCCAUACUCCAGGGAGCGAAAGAUCGUCAUUCUAUGAGGGCAGCCACUUUUCCACGAACUUCAAUGAUGAAAUUUAUGAUAGCCAGUUGAAAGGUAAUAAUAGUAACAACAAUAACAAUAUUGACAAUGCAGCUAGAUCCCUGGGAAUGAAUGACGAUGAAAUGGUUACAGAUGACUUUUUUAAGAAUUAUACUUCAUUGCAAAAUGAUGUGGACGAGCGAGACUUUGCAGAACCUGGACAAAAAUUCGAGAUUUCAAUUCCAGCUUCAAAGGCAGUGUCUUCGUUGACUACUGGAUUGAAGGAGGAGAAAAAUCAUUAUAACGGUGGUACCGGCAUAUCAGGAGCAAACCAAAGAGGCGAAGUGGAUCAGGAUUUAGAUUGGUUAAAGUUUGAGAUAUAA